Messenger RNA from Oncorhynchus gorbuscha (pink salmon), 1775 nucleotides. Its product is annotated as hyaluronidase-4-like. Gene Ontology annotation, biological process: hyaluronan catabolic process; carbohydrate metabolic process. Gene Ontology annotation, molecular function: hyalurononglucosaminidase activity. The coding region runs from base 159 to 1640 and encodes 493 amino acids. The record is from RefSeq and is a predicted model, not a curated record. The transcript is spliced from 4 exons. NCBI's taxonomy places the organism in Eukaryota, Metazoa, Chordata, Actinopteri, Salmoniformes, Salmonidae.
GUGGAUUGUGUGUCAGACAGAGUAAAGGAAUGCCAGAGUGUGGGACAGAUGGAGAGGGGCACAAUCCCUGUGCCUCCCCCUGGAUUGGCUGAUAGUGAUGGUCGCCAUACGGAAUCUACAGAUGAUUGACGACCCCUUCAGUUGAACCAAGCCCCAGGAUGAUCAUGUUGCCCGUCGGCGGUGGCCACUAUCACCACGUCAUGCCUGUGGCUUGUGCCCUCACCUGCUUCUGGCUCCUGCUACUUUUUCAUGCCGUCUUUGGCCAGAAGCCCGCCAAGCUGCCCCUAGUGGGUCGCAAGCCCUUCAUUGCUGCCUGGAAUGCACCGCUGGACCUGUGCACUGUCAAGUACAAUGUCCACACCAACCUGGAACAACUCUUCCACAUCAGUGGCAGCCCGCGGGCCAUCCGCACUGGCCAGAAUGUCACCAUUUUCUAUGCCAAUCGGCUGGGCCUCUACCCUUUUUACACGGACCAGGGCGUCCCCAUCAAUGGAGGCCUCCCCCAGAACUGCAGCCUGGAGGCCCACCUCCUCAAGACGUACAAGGACAUCGUCCAUUUUAUCCCCACGGAGGACUUUGCUGGACUGGCAGUCAUCGACUGGGAGUAUUGGCGGCCUCAGUGGAACCGCAACUGGCACAAGAAGGACAUCUACCGAUGCAAGUCCCGGGAGAUGAUCGCACAGGCCUAUGUCAACGUGACUCCAUCACAAAUCGAGGUGCUGGCACGAAAACGUUUUGAGAGGAGUGGCCAGGCAUUCAUGCAGAGGACAGUCCAGCUAGGGACGCGCCUUCGCCCCAAUGGACUCUGGGGCUUCUACCUCUACCCAGACUGCCACAACUACAACCUGCAUGAGCACAACUACACAGGCUCCUGCCCCCUGCUAGAGAGCCUGCGUAACGACGAGCUGCUCUGGUUGUGGAAUAGCAGCACAGCAUUGUUCCCCUCAGUGGCUAUCAGGAAGAGUCAAAAAGAUAGUGUCAGCAACCUCCAUUUCUCCCAGUUCAGGGUGCUGGAGUCUCUGAGGAUAGCUGGGCUUACCUCGCACGACUUUGAGCUGCCCACAUUUGUGUACACACGCCUAGGGUACAGGGAUGAGGCUAUGGCCUUCCUCACCACGACAGACUUGAUCCACACCAUUGGUGAGAGUGCUGCUUUGGGGGCUGCAGGUUUUGUGAUCUGGGGAGACCUCAACCUCACUUCAUCCAAACACAACUGCACAAAGGUAAAGUCCUUCCUCAAACACCGUCUGGGUCAAUACAUCACCAAUGUGACACGGGCCGCAGAGGUCUGCAGUGACUUCCUGUGCCAGAGCAACGGCCGCUGUGUCCGCAGGGACCUCCACGCCCCGUACUACCUCCACCUGAGCGGAGACAGCUACCACAUUCAGCCCUCGGGGGACGGGGACUUUGCGGUCACGGGCAAGCACUCGCUGCGUGAGCUCCAACUACUGGCCAAGAGAUUCCACUGUCACUGCUAUGAGGGACACGCCGGGGAGAAGUGUGAUAGCCUGAACAAGGUGGUGGCAGAAGAGGAGGAAGAGGAGGGGGGAGAGGCGGAUGAUGGUGAGAAGGAGCAGAGGAAAGUGCCGCUCCACAAACUGGGAACAGCUUUAGCUUGGUGGUGUUGCUCCUUCUAUUGAAUGUCUCCUUUGUGUGACUGGUAUGAUAAUAGCACUUUAAGUGUCUUGUGUUGUUUGGGGUAAUGGAGACAGAGCUUGAAGUCACUUCCAUGGGAAAUGCUAUUACGUAAUGCUGUGCCGUCGUCCUACAGGGUC